ACAUUCGUCUUCCAAACAAUGGAACAUAAUACUAUACCACCCCCAUUUCAUUCCACUCCAUCAUAUUCAACCAAUCCAAACAAAUUCGAAUCUACAAACUGAAAAGCAAUUGCUUUGAGCUAUGAUAAAUAAGGAUUAGGGAUUUGUUUUGGGUAAAUAAAUUGAGGGAAAACGCCGUCGUUUUGCAGCAAUGAAGGAAUCUCAUUCUAGAGACUCUAUGAUAACACCCACUGAACCGAAACACAUUCAUUCAUUUUGAAGUUUGAUUGAACUCUGAACAUUCCAUGGAAUAGAGCAUAAUCCUGCAACCUGAAACAACUUGGUGAGUAAUUCAUUCAUUCAUUACCAUUUACCAAUGUACCAUUUUCUUAUUGCUAGAUUAACCCAUCAUAGAACCCUUCAAUUUAGUGUUCUAUUUCGCAAUGUUUUUUCUAGUUCUUUCUCUGUUGAAAAGCAUCAUAAAGGUGACACCUUUACAGUGUCAAACCUUGUUAAUUCAUGUGAGUUGUCCCCUGAAACAGCCCUUAAACUCUUAAACAGGUUGAAACCCAAAAACCCUAAUGCCCCAAAUGCUGUUAUUCAACUUCUAAGGAACUAUGGUUUUUCUGAUUCCCAAUUAUGUAUCUAUGUAAAGAAACACCCUUUUGUACUUUUAUGCAAAAUCGAAAAGACCCUUUUGCCUAAACUCGAUUUUUUGCGUUCCAUUGGGGUUUCAAACACUGAUCUCCCCAAAAUACUAAUUAGGAACACUUACUUUUUGACUUCAAGCUUGGAGAAAUCCAUUAUCCCUCGCUAUGAGGUCAUUAGAAGUUUCGUUCGCAAUGAUAAAGAGGUAGUUUCAACUUUGAAGCGUGGAACAUGGGGCACACACAAUGCUUGGAUUGUAAAUGAUGCAGUUCAGAAUAUUGAGGUUUUGAGGAAGCUUGGUGUGCUUCAAGGUUCCAUUUCUCUACUGGUAUCCAAUUUUCCCAAUGUAGCAUUCGCCAGGCAUUCUAGAUUUGUUAAGGCUGUUAAUUCAGUCAAAGAAAUGGGGUUUGAUCCUUUGAUGUCUUAUUUUGUUUUGGCAGUUCAAGUAAUUGCAAAGAUGAACAAAGAGAAUUGGGAAUCAAAAAUCAAGAUUUUUGAGAGGUGGGGUUGGUCGAGAGAUAUGUGUCUUUUAGCUUUCCAAAAACAGCCUCAUUGUAUGAUGUUGUCAGAAAAAAAGAUUAUGAAAACAAUGAACUUCUUGAUGAACGAUGUGGGUCUUCCACCACAAGACAUUGUAGGAAGCCCUGCUGUUCUGUUCCGUAACUUGGAGAAGACACUUAUUCCUAGAUGUACAGUUAUUAAGAUUUUGAAGUCAACGGGUUUGAUAAAGAGUGGUUUGCGCAUAAGUACCUUUAUUUGCAUAACUGAGAAAACAUUUUUGGGGCGAUAUGUGACCCCAUUUCGGAAAGAUUUACCAUUGUUAUUGGAUGCAUAUAAAGACGAAAUGGCAAAGCCAUUAUAAAUUCACACACACAAGUGGAGGUAGCGGAGUUCGAACCUCAGUCAUGGCAUCCGGCUUAACAAUUUCGGCAUUUUACCAGCUGAGCUAAGACUUGUGGAUAACAAUGAUAUGUAUGAGAAACAGGGUGAUGCUCAAUUGAGAAAGGAGGAUGAGAAGAAGAAAGCAAAAACCACCGUGACAUGGUACGACAUCGAAUGCGAAGGAUCCGGAAAAAAGAAAAGAAAGCAAUGCAAAUGUGUUAAUGUACAAUUUCAACAAGAUGGGAAGGAGUGAAAGAACAUGUUAUUUUGGUCCACAACCAAAAGUAGGUGCUCUAGGAACUGUCGAGGACAACCCAAUUGACUUAAGUGAUGAGGGAGAUGAUUAAAAGUAAUGGCCUGUAAUAAUGUCAUAUCUUUUGGAUGUUAGUUUAUGUUUUUAGAUUUGUUGCGCAUUUUGGUACGUUUGGUAUACAUUUUGGCACUUUCAAUAAAUUUGAAUAAAAUUGCACAAG
Messenger RNA from Medicago truncatula (barrel medic), 1982 nucleotides. RefSeq lists its product as uncharacterized. Gene Ontology annotation, biological process: regulation of DNA-templated transcription. The transcript is spliced from 3 exons. The record is from RefSeq and is a predicted model, not a curated record. Bases 356 to 1489 code for a protein of 377 amino acids. NCBI's taxonomy places the organism in Eukaryota, Viridiplantae, Streptophyta, Magnoliopsida, Fabales, Fabaceae. Gene Ontology annotation, molecular function: double-stranded DNA binding.